This is a messenger RNA of Cryptomeria japonica (Japanese cedar), 2072 nucleotides long. RefSeq names its product 3-hydroxy-3-methylglutaryl-coenzyme A reductase 1-like. NCBI's taxonomy places the organism in Eukaryota, Viridiplantae, Streptophyta, Pinopsida, Cupressales, Cupressaceae. The record is from RefSeq and is a predicted model, not a curated record. Gene Ontology annotation, biological process: sterol biosynthetic process; coenzyme A metabolic process; isoprenoid biosynthetic process. Gene Ontology annotation, molecular function: hydroxymethylglutaryl-CoA reductase (NADPH) activity; protein binding. The transcript is spliced from 3 exons. Gene Ontology annotation, cellular component: peroxisomal membrane; endoplasmic reticulum membrane. The coding region runs from base 106 to 1830 and encodes 574 amino acids.
ACAGACAAACUCAGCAUAUAUUUCAGGCCUUGACAGCAUUAGGGAUCCUCGAAAGCACAAGCAACACCCAUUAGUGCGGAGCCUUUCCUGUGAGUGCUCAUUGCAAUGGAUUUUGCUGGUCUCAGAAAAUCUAAAAUGGGCGUCAAGAAUGGAGGAGAAACUGAUUGUUGCGGUGAUUUCAAGAUGAUGAAGAAAAGGGAUUUCAAUGGGAAUUCAAAGCUGUUGGCAUCUGAUGCGCUGCUUCUCCCCUUGGGACUCGCCAACAAGUUCUUCUUUCUCGUUUUCUUCGCAUCAUCAUAUUUCCUGAUGAAGAGAUGGAGAGAGAAGAUGGGUACCUCAACGCCUCUCCAUGUUGUCAACUUUGGGGAGCUUGUAGCCAUUGUAGCCCACUUGGCUUCCUUCAUAUAUCUGCUGGGAUUCUUUGGAAUUGAUUAUGUCCAAAACUUUAUCAGUGGCAAUGAUGAUUUUGCUGAAAAGGUGGAUCUCAACAUCCCUCCAACAACCUGUGGGAUAGCAGACAAAGAAGAAAUUGUUGCUAAGAAACCUGAGGUCCAGCUCAAGGGAAUUAACCUUGGUGAGAAUGAGGAUGGAGAUAUUGCAGCUGCUGUAUGUAAUGGCACUGUAGCCUCGUAUUCUCUUGAAUCCUCUCUUGGGGACUGCAAGAGAGCUACCUCUAUGAGGAGAAGGGCCUUAGAGAUCAUGACUGGGAGAUCCCUUGAUGGGCUGCCCCUGGAGGGAUUUGAUUAUCAGUCCAUUCUUGGGCAGUGCUGUGAGAUGCCAGUGGGUUAUGUACAAAUCCCUGUGGGUGUAGCAGGGCCCUUACAAGUCAAUGAGUUAGAGUACAUGGUGCCCAUGGCAACCACAGAAGGGUGUCUGGUGGCCAGUACCAACAGAGGUUGCAAGGCCAUUCUUAUGAGUGGUGGGGCUACAAGCAUUCUUCUCAGAGAUGGCAUGACUAGGGCCCCUGUUGUGAGGUUUCAGAGUGCCAAGAGGGCUGCGGAGCUCAAGUUCUAUAUUGAGGAUCCUGCAAACUCUGAUAACCUCUCUGAUAUCUUCAACAGGACAAGCAGAUUUGCCAGGCUACAAGGUAUAAAAUGUGCAAUUGCAGGCAAGAAUUUGUACAUGAGAUUCUCAUGUUUCACUGGAGAUGCCAUGGGCAUGAAUAUGGUCUCCAAGGGUGUUCAGAAUGUCUUGGAUUAUCUUCAAAAUACGUUCCCUGACAUGGAUGUUAUCAGCGUUUCUGGCAAUUUCUGUGCUGACAAGAAGCCCACAUCAGUGAACUGGAUUGAAGGGCGUGGGAAAUCCGUAGUGUGUGAGGCCAUCAUAACAGAGACGGUUGUGAACAAGGUGUUGAAGACGACAGUUCCAGCAUUGUUGGAGCUGAACAUGCUCAAGAACUUGACUGGAUCUGCAAUGGCAGGUGCCAUGGGAGGAUUCAAUGCCCAUGCUGCCAACAUUGUGUCAGCUGUGUUCAUUGCAACAGGUCAAGAUCCUGCCCAAAAUGUGGAGAGCUCCCACUGUCUUACUAUGAUGGAGGGGGUGAAUGGGGGCAAGGACCUGCACAUUUCGGUGACCAUGCCAUGCAUAGAAGUGGGGACAGUAGGGGGAGGAACUCAAUUGGCAUCACAGGCGGCAUGUUUGAACAUGCUUGGAGUGAAAGGAGCAAAUAGGACAUCCCCUGGUGAGAAUGCGCAGAACUUGGCAAGAAUAGUGGCAGGUGCAGUAAUGGCAGGAGAGUUGUCUCUCAUGUCUGCGCUUGCUGCCGGUCAGCUGGUGAAAAGCCAUAUGAAGUAUAACCGAUCAACCAAAGACGUGAAAGCAGCAGCUUAAACAGAAUAGAUCAAAUUCAGCUCCCCAGGAAUUGUAUAGGCAUACACAUCAUUCUGUGGAAAUCAUAGUCGGUGGGAAGAAUACACAUCAUUCUGUGGAAAGUGAGAACUUAGAACAUGUAUCCCUCUUGGAGUUCCAUAUCCUAGCCCUAACACAUUAGGGAUGCGUUUAAGAUAUGCUGCCAAGGCAAAAUCUCAUGUAUAAAAGUACUCAAGAAUUUAUCAUUCAUAUUAUUUUAAUAA